UUUUGCCGAAAAAUAAAUAUUGAAAAGUGUUAUUAAAGUAAUAUAAAGAGGGAAUAAACUAUUCUUAAAGUGCAACACAAAAAGUUUGCAAACAAUUGACACUAAAAUGGCAAACGCUGAUGUGCAGUAUAACUACGGCCAGCAGGACAACGGCGAGGACUACAAUGACGAUAGCAACCAGCAGGAUGAUGAUGAUCAGUACGAGGAUAAUGGCAAUGAUGGAGUGAAUGUGAAGAUUGAGAACGUGGGCGAAAGCCCAAAGUUUAUACGCCUCCGCGGUCUUCCCUGGUCGGCAACGCACAAAGAGAUCUUGGACUUUUUGGAGAAUGUGAAUGUCACCAAUGCCUCGCAGGGCAUUCAUUUGGUGACGAGUCGUGUGGAUGGCAAGAAUACGGGCGAGGCCUAUGUAGAAGUUGCAACCCAAGAGGACGUGGAGGAGGCACGAAAGUUGAACAAGGCCAGCAUGGGACAUCGCUAUAUUGAGGUCUUUACCGCAACGCCUAAAGAAGCCAAGGAGGCGAUGAGGAAGAUUGGCGGUCAUGGGAAUGCUUUCGUUGUAAAGCUGCGAGGACUGCCCUAUGCCGUCACAGAACAGCAGAUCGAGGAGUUCUUUACUGGGUUGGAAAUCAAAACGGAUCGGGAGGGCAUACUUUUUGUUAUGGACAGAAGGGGUCGAGCAACUGGGGAAGCUUUUGUUCAGUUCGAAAGCCAGGAAGACACUGAGCAAGCCUUGGGCCGAAAUCGGGAAAAAAUUGGGCACAGAUACAUUGAGAUCUUCCGCAGCUCAAUUGCUGAGAUGAAGCGUGCCACAGGCAGCGGCGGAAGCUCUGGCGGACGCCCGGGCCCCUAUGAUAUACGCGAUCGCGGUGCCAAUCGUGGAGGUAACGAUUUCGGGGGAGGACGAAAUGACUGGGGUAACAAUGGAAAUUUCGGUGCUGGUGCCAACAACAUGCUUGGCUUCAACAAUCUCCCCAGUUUGAUGAACUCUGGAAACUUUGGCAACAAUCCCGGCGGUGGAAAUGGUGGCGGUAAUGGCGGAAAUUUCGGACCAAAUUCAGGACCGAGCAAUUUUGGAAACUUUGGCGGGAACAGCGGAAACUCGAAUUUCGGUGGAAACCUAGGUGGUAACGGCGGCGGUGGCAACAACGGCGGCGGUAACUUUGGAAACUUCGGGGGCAACAACGGAGCUGGAAAUUUUGGAGGUAACAACAGCGGAGGAGGCUUCAACAGUGGCAGUAACUUCGGAUCUCCAGUGGGCGGCAGCAACUUUGGCAACAACAACAAUGGAGGAUCCAAUUUCGGUGGAAACAACGGAGGCGGCUUCAACAAUGGUGGCAGUAACUUUGGCUCUGCAGUAGGCGGCGGCAACUUUGGCCCAAUCGGUGGCGGUCGUAACAACAAUAACGGCGGCAACUUUGGUAAUAAUUCCGGAUUUGGAAAUUUCGGAGCCAACAACGGCGGAAACGGAGGAAACGGCAACUUUGGCGGAGCCAACAAUGUCGGCUUCAAUAACGGCAGCAACUUUGGCUCAUCCCUGAGCGGAGGGGGCAACUUUGGCCCCAUUGGCGGUGGCCGUGGAAGCGAUGUGGAGUACUAUACAAUCCAUAUGCGAGGACUCCCGUAUACUUCAUUCGAAAAUGAUGUCUUUAAGUUCUUCGAGCCUGUUAGGCCUGCUAAUGUCCGUAUAAACUACAACAAGAAGGGUCUGCACAGCGGCACUGCUGAUGCCUAUUUCGACACCUACGAAGAUUCUCAGAUCGCCAUGAAGCGCCAUCGGGAACAAAUGGGUUCGCGUUAUAUUGAGCUCUUCUACGACGGAAAGACACGAGGCGGUGCCAAUGGAAAUGGCGGUGGUGGCAAUGGAAAUGGAGGUGGUGGCAACAAUGGCGGCGGCGGUGGCGGUGGCGGCAACGGAGGUGGAGGAAACUUCUCUCGUCGCAUCUGAGGCCCCUCCAUCUGAGGGCUUGAUUACAUUAACUAUAAUGUAAGCGCAAGUAUUUAAUUUAUAAACAAGGCGCAACUAUAAAUCGCUAAGACACCUUUGUAUCCGUAUAAUACACUAUCAAAUAGAUUUUACACAGCGACACAUAUUUUGGUAGUGCAUUAAGAAAAAAACCUUUCCAUACCGAUAUCCAAGGCGUUUAAAUAAUUAAAUAAAACAGAAAACAUUGUAUUUAAGAAUAAAUCUUCGAUAAAUUUCAAUUAUAAUAUCCUAAGCUUCAACU
Messenger RNA from Drosophila persimilis, 2225 nucleotides. It is a transcript of the gene glo, whose product is annotated as heterogeneous nuclear ribonucleoprotein F. The coding region runs from base 107 to 1945 and encodes 612 amino acids. Gene Ontology annotation, molecular function: RNA binding. The transcript has 7 exons. NCBI's taxonomy places the organism in Eukaryota, Metazoa, Arthropoda, Insecta, Diptera, Drosophilidae. Gene Ontology annotation, cellular component: ribonucleoprotein complex. The record is from RefSeq and is a predicted model, not a curated record.